UUUGGAGUAACUAGAGAAUUGGACUCAUCAACUAAAGUAGAAAUAGAAGACUGACAGAAAAGGUGUAAUAGAAGGGAGGAGCUCAGAAGAUAGGGUAGCAGUUUGAGAGACGGUGAUUCCAAAGGAUGGAGUUGGAGGUACGUCUGUCUAUAGCUGGGGGAGUGUUCAGGCUAUAAGUGUGAAAGAAUUUUUAGGUCAGGAUCUUAGAGAACUAGAAAAAGCAGUUUUUUAAAAGAUAGUCUUUAUGUCCGCCAAGGAAAUUCCUGAAAAGUAUGUGUAGGCAAAAGCGGGUAGUUUUGGACCUUCUGGGAUAGAGGAGGAAAACUGUGGUUCAUUCUCAUUGAGAGAAGAGGUGCCAUGUUAGAAACCUGUUCGUACCUGAAGUGGGGAGAUGACUGAAAGUGGGCAGAUUCAUACCUGGAAUUGUCCUUGAAAGUAACUAAUGGCAGAGAUAAAAUUUCUCUCCCUCCGGUUUAAAUAGUACAUAUGUCCUUCACUUGCUUUCACUCCCUCUCCUUCUGUCAGCUCCUUCAACCCCAGAGGUGUUCCACAAAGUGCUUCAUAUAAACUCAGUUUCGUCACCUAACCUAGUCUUCUGCUUUGCUUUUCCUCCUCAAGAACGUGAGUGCUGUUGUUUAUACUUAGCAAAAAACUCACCAGGACCGUAAUGCAGCCCUGUCUUCCAGUGCCUUUGUGUUCUGUGCACUUAAGAAGGUGGCUGUAUAUAUGUAGCUUAUCGGUAAUGAAGUCAUUACUUGUGAAAAUGUAUUGCUAAAACAAAUUACCAUAAAAAAUUUUAAAGUCAUUUUAGGAAUACUUGAAUAUUUCACUUAAGAAUUGAGAAUUUUCUUGCAAAAUUAGUGUAAUGUGGUAGUUUUCAGAAUUAGGAGAUUUGGGUUCAAAUUGUGACUCUGCCAUUUAGUAGCUUGGACAAUCAAAUAAUGUUUUGGAGCCUCUAUUUCUCAAUUGUCAAGUGGAGAUUAUAUUACUACCUACAUCACAGGGUUGUUGUGAGGAGUAAAUGAAAUAAUAUGUCAAAGCACCCAGCAGAAGGGUUGAUACUGAGUAAAAAAUUCAAUAAAUUUUAAAUGUGAGUGGCCAAAGAAAGAUAAUGUCAUAGAACCUAAGUUUAUAUAAGUUAAAGCCUGAAAGCAAGAGCCAAAAUGUAUUUUUCAUAACAGUGAGAAUAUUCUAAUUUACUUGGGUUUUUUUGUUCUUUUUUUCUUUUUCUAUGUGCCUGGGAGGAAAUUGGUUUGGCUUGUUCCCAAAUUUAGGUUUCUAGUGGGAGGAGGUGAAAAAUACAGUCCCACCAUGCUGCAGAAACACAUAAUGACAUGCAGCACCUUGGUGUGGAGUCUGUGUUGGUUGUUGGGGUGCCAUUUCUUAAUGAGAGAAAAUAAAGAUUGGUCUCUUGUUGCUCCAUGUCAGCUACUGAACUAAAAAUGUGUCUCUGCUCACAGACUGCUGCUUGCCAGAGCCCUUGACUCCCCAGGGGUGGAGCAAACGGUUUCCUUCCUGGACAGGGGCGAUCUAUGGUCAGUGUACAAGAGUUGCUGUAGCAACCCCGCAGCUGUGCUCUGCCUAGCAGAAACUCGGUACAAUAUCAUUGAUUUUGUUCACUUAAGUGAAAAACUGAUUGGUUUGUUUUUUAUUUAAUCAGAAAUUGAUAAAGUGAAAUUGGAACUUUCUAGCCAAAACAAGUCUCAACUUUGAAGCUGUGAAACUAGACAGUUCGAGUGUUUGAAGCAGCAGGAUACAGAGAAACAGUAAACACAAACCAUGGAUGAAAUUUAUAAGAUCACUUCCACGGAAAGGGUCCAGCUGUUGGAGAAAGAACUGGCUGUGCGAUUGACUGAACUGAAGUCUGAGAUAGAAGAAAAGGAGGUUCUUCAGGGAACAGCUCAUCGAGCUUAUAGCUCUGUUCAAAUACCAAAGGACGUCUCUUACUUUAGAAGAGAGAGGGAACUGGCUCUAAAGAGAACUCUCCAGGUGGCCGAGUCAAAGCCCCUUGUUGUUCAAGCAGAUGUCCUGCAGAGGGAGCUAGAGAGCUGCCUGAGAAGAGAGUACACUGCUGAAAAUUUACCUUUGAUUUUGUUGCAGUAUUAUACAGAGAGAAUUACUCAGCUGGCCCAGAGUAAAUAUUUACACAUGCUUAGGUGGAAGAGGUUUUGCCAGCACAGUAAGAUCAUGGAGCAACUUUAUCCUCUUUACAAGAAACAAGUUGCCUACAUUAUGCAGGAGUACAACGAUGCCCUUCAGAGAGCUGAAAGAUUGUCUGUUGCACGAGAAAACUUCCUUAUGGGAAAAAACAAUCCACCUAACUUAGUGACACAGGAAGACCUGACUAUCUACACAAAGUGGUUAGUGUGUCACCUACACUCACUCGAGGCUGUUCACCACUACCUGAAGGCCCUCCAGUAUCUGCCCAUCUCCAAAGUCCUGAGUGUAGUCAACGAACUCCCUGAGGUUGGUCAGGAGGAUGAAAAGGUCCGUGUUGACGACAUCCAGGGUUCUGCAUCUCCAGGCUGUAUGGAUACCAGCAUUUCAGAGCCGACGAGAACAGAAGCUGCUUUCAUCUUGCCCCGACACACAACAGAAACAGAAGAACUGAAACCUCAGCUGAAGCUCCUGCUCUCCCAUUUCAAUAUCCCCUAUGAUGUAGAGGGGCUAAGGGACGCUGCUAAGGACACAGAACUUUUAUUCCUGGUUUCCCAAAAAUUUCAAAGCAUCUUCAUGGAGCAACAGAGAAUGCAAACAUUUCCAGAUUAUGAUGUUGGGAGAACUAAAGCAGAGAAUUUGGGUUUGGCAGGACCUAGUAUGGCCUUGAAAAAGAGAGCCAACUGGACUUCCUUUAUAAAGAUUAAGCCAAAAUGUGAUCCUUGGCAAAAGAAGCUUUUGACCAGACUAAAAGAACGGAGAAGAAUAGAUGUAUUAAUGCAACUCCAAGCGAAGUUUUUGAAGAUUUCCAACCCUGAGCGAGUAAUGCAAGUGCUCCAAGAUCACGCUGUAAAGACAGUCCGUCUGGUUCCAUCUCAUCCAACUUUCAUGGCUUCCCAGGAUUUGCAUCAGUGCAAAUAUGACCACAUCUGGGAGAACAUUUAUAGCAACAUCAACCUCUACCAGGAUGAAAAUAUGAAGGAAGAUGACCUUUCAAUGGAACGAAAUGAAAAUGGCCUUGCACAAAUAAGUCUCAGCCAACAUGCUGACAAGCCUGUCAAGCAGGAAAAAGAGACAGGGUACAGCUUUGCAAGGGCCCUACAAUUGCUGGGCUUGGAUGACAGAACUGGGCCCAGUGAUAGGCAACCUGUCCUGAUGAGAGGGACCUACUUGUCCUUUCUGUAUCUGCGUCACCUGCGAAUCAGGGAGCUGCAGCGCAUCUGCUUAGGAAUUCUGAACUAUUUCAGAUCUGUUGAGCGAACGCUGACCAUCAACACUGCAGGCCUUACCUUGGUUGCAGGGAGCCUGGUCCCCACCAAAGAAGAUAGUUCCUGGGUAACGAUGGCCAAAGGAGGCUUGGGCACCUUGCAAGGCCUAGGAGCUCACCGCUAUGUCCAUGGGACAUGUGCUGAGCACAAGGUCCACAGCAUCCAAUUCAUGGAGUUCUCAGAAGUGGAGAACCAGGAUGACUACUACAGCACAGGAGCUGGCUACAUCCACACCCAGGACCCGCAAGGAGUGCAUGUCAUGUAUGACGAAGCCUUGAGUGAUCUGAAGGAACUAGAGAUGGAACUGCUGCUCGUGGCCAGCCAUUACAUUGAGAAAGAAAAAGGUCACAAAGAGGGCAGUGAGUCAAGUACUGGCCAGGACUGGGGAUGGGCCCACGCAGGUGUGGACAGAUUUGCUGUGCUGUAUGACAUGUGGACUUGGGAAGCAGCUCUUCUAGAAAACAAGCGCCAGCUUCUUGACAGUUACUUUGAAGCCUACCAGCACGUGCUGGACCCCGAGGAGAGGUUUGCCUUAGCACAAGUGAUCACUGACAUCAUGCACAGGUGCCCAAGGUUUGAUCUCAGCCACCCUUAUUUCAUUAAGGCCUACCAAGAUGAAUGCACCUGCCUGAGGCUUCACCUGCAGCUGGUCAGGGGCAUCCUCAACCAGCACAUAGAGCGUCAGCGGGAGUAUGUCCAGAGGCUCUGGCAACAAGGUCCUCCAGAUGAUAGCAAUAAAUUUGGACUUCCCCUUAACGUAAUUUGCAAACAACUUAUUUCCAUCAACAAUAGCUGCCCAGCUUUGAAAAACAUUUAUCUGCUGGAGUUCCACCCUUCCCUGGGCCUGGCAUCGCUCAUCCCCAGAGCCCUCGAACACCUCCUCCAGGAGGCCCGCCGCACUUACAGACCCACCACAGCCAGCCGCCUCGCCUUGCUGGAGAGACAUGUGCUGCGGCUGGCCCUGGACGUCUGGCUCUCCCCGGCCAAGCCUGAGUCCUGGUACAGCACACAGCUCCAGAAGGAUCUGUUUUCAACUAAAGUGAUGGGAGAUCCCUUUCUUGUGGGGGAGAUAAGCCAGCUUGCACUCAAGUCUGCAGCCGACGAAGGACAUAACCGAGGCCAAGACUCUCAGGUGCUGCUUCUGGAGACGUUUUCCAAACUUCUGGAACUCUUGACCCUCCGCCACCGGCUGAUAGAAAUGAGUCUGGAGAGUGUACACUUAGCUCGACUCUAUAAGGAAUUGGCAUGUGAGAUGGGUUUUGAAGAGUUCCAUUUGUAUCUGAGGCCUGUUCACUUUGAAUUUGCAUCACACAAGGACAAGGCAGACCACCCACCCCCUGUUUUUAUAACCUCUCUGCUGGAGGACAGUGAUCGUGUAGACAGAUAUUCUCCUACUGCUCUGGUCUUAGCCAUCUCUGAGGUGGAUGAUAACCAAGUUGGCAAAUUUAGUUUUCAUACAAAGGAAGCCAUCCUUAAGCUCUUGUUCCAUUCAGGAGUGGAGAAUAUGCAAGUGACCCUUGCAUGUCAAGCUGUUCAGAAAAACGCUUUGAUGGUGGCUAUCCAGCAGGCGUCCUUCUAUCACGCUUCCCGAGGGGACUGUCUUGCUGAUGUCAAGGAAAUAAGUUCAGAUCUGAGAAAUCAUGGUGGAAUGGGUCCACCCAGAAGAAGAAAUUCUAGAAUUGUGAAUGGCAUAGAGAGCUUCCUGGUAGCCCCAACUCCAAAAGUUCCAGAUACCCUUACUCAUCCUUCAGAAAGAUUCCAGGCUAUCAAAAGGGCUCCAGAGGCUUUCGUGUCUAUUCAAUUAGAAAAGGUGGGGCUGCGGGACAUGAUGCUGAACGCCUUCCUCCUCAGGAAGCAAACCAUGGCUGACAGAAUGAAGAGCCUGGAUGAAAUUGCGAAAGUCAAGAGAGACGUUAUAGUUGAAUUUUGUCAGAAAUUCAACCGCCACAUGUCUCACUACGCCCUUCGGGGUCAGAUCAUGGCAUAUUGCAAUAGCCUGAGAGCCCUGCUGGACGACUUCCCUACUGUCAGGGAUACCUUCUUCAUGGUGGGAAAACCACAAGAAAAGAAGGGACUGAGGGACUCCAAGGAAGGCCUCAAGGCUGACCCCAGGACCUAUCAGCCGCGGCCACGACGUUUGCUGUCUGAUGACGGGGAAGUCUUCCUCAAUUUAUGGUUCAUACCCCAUCCUGCUGAAGUGCUGGUUAUGUUUAAAACUCUGCCAGAAGAGGCAGCUUUCAGAGCCUUGAAGCUAACUCUGCAGCUGAUAGCCCCUCUCCACGACAUUGUGGCCUACCUUUUCAGUUUUGCUAAACUUGGAAAUUGUCCAGCAUGUUUUGAAUUUCCUCUAAGUCCUAACCCUUCGAGAGGUGACUGGGGAGGAACUGAGAGCAUCGGGUCUGAGCUUCAAGAGCUGCAGAAAAUGAUUGACAGUCUCCAGAGUCCCCAAGAUCCUACCCAGGUGUCCCAGGCCCUGCUCCUCCGAAGGGAGGUCAUGCUUCUGCAGUUCGACGCUGCAGUGAGGCACCUCAUCCGAAGAACAUUUCUGGCAGCUGGAAAUGCUCCUGCUUACCAGUCUGUCUCAGAUGGCAUGUACCACGGAUUGCCACCGCUGAGCAACUCUCUCGUAAAGAGCAUUUUUGCUUCGCAGCUCAGCCUGCCCCAGCCACUGGAUCCACGGAGCCCCCAGGCAUUUAUGCUCUUCCCUUGGAGAGCAUUUCUGGAAGAUGGAGGACUGUUUCCAGUUAUGAGUUGCAGCCCAGAUACCCUAGAAUACAGUAUGCAGCUGUGCCUGUGUAGGCUGAGUGACCGUGACCUCAAGGUGGCUCAUGAGGAGCUAGUGGGCAUGCAGCUGCUAAUGGAAGAUGUACUUCUGAGCAACUAUCAUAGGAUCAUGGAGCGCCCCCCAGGACAGCAAGCCUCACUGGACAGAAGUACACAGCCAGAUUCACCCAGAGUGCCAGGAUUCAGAAGUCAGUUCCACAGCAGUCCAAAGGCCUCCGAGCUGCAGGGGGGCCCGUGCAGUUCAGUGAAGUCUCUUGCUUUGCUGAGAUCGUUUUUGGUGCUGUGGAAGCAGUUGGAAGUGCUAAAGGAGCACUGGGGCCGACUCAAGCUGCAAGGCCAGGACAUCAAUUCUGUCUCUCUCCACAAACAGUUCUCAGAGCUCUAUGGGACUGACCCUCUCUACCCCAGCAUGGAAGCUAUGGCUGGGCGGAUGGGGAGAGAAGAGGAAUCUGAAGGACUCAUAACAAGUAGUCAGACUAUUCUUCCCCCUGAAGGAGCUUCAGAAAUUGAAAUAAAAACUCAGCAGCUUCAGAAACUUCUGGAAAAUCUUGAAAUUCAUAUGAUCCUGGAGGUAUUAAGAAAAGUUAACAGAGAGAUAUCACUGGUUGUAUCAGAAAAGUCCAAGGAGCAGAGUACUCUCCCUACAGACCUUUGGAAACACCAAGUCAUGAAAGAAAACUUUUCAGUUAUCAGACCACAAAUAGUUGAAAAAUUUAUACAGAGACUGAUGGAGAAUCACCAGGAUGGUGGACUAGAGAUCACUUUCAGGAAAGAACACCUUGAGGCCUGCCUCCUUUCCCUGGGUUGUGAUGUGAUGGCAAGAGAACGCAGCAACUUUGAGAGCUAUUCCAUGUGUUACGAACAUGUGUUGGAGCAUGCUAGGCAGAAGCUCUGCCGGAAGGAGCAAGAAUUAGAUGUUUUACGAGAAGGUCAGAGUCCACCUGAAGACAAUGCUGGUCAGGUUGCCGAGCUCAGUCAUGAUAUGAUCAUGGAAAUCACUGCUCUGAGAGCCCGACUCACGGAUUUGGAAGAAGAGAAUCUGAAUCUCAAAAAGCAGAUUAGAAAAGAGGUCCAAGAAGAGUACGAAGCCUUAGUCCAAGCUUUGUUUGUGACGUGUUUACAUAUCAAAGAGAAGCUGGAUGAGAAUCAGCUUAAUUUGAUCCAAAAAGUGUGUGAGCUCAUUGAUGAAGUCAGAACAGAAGGGAUCGACAAUCUGAAAAGCCUAAAGAAAAAAUGGGGUUCCGCCAGGCCUGACAAAGAAAUGAAAGAACACCCAGCCAAAGAGCAGCUGUGGGCCUUGGAGCGGGAUAACUGCAGCCUGGCGGCCCUGGUGUGCAAAGCAAGGAGCCUGGGCCGGUGGAGGCUGGCUGUGCAGCAGGCUCGCUUCCAGGGCCAGCUGAGCAGGGCCGAGAAGGAAGCUAUGCAGAGUAAAACAGAGUGCUUGAGCAUCAAGCUAAUGGCAGAACAAGAAGCAGUUUUAUUUCGUCAAGAGUUACUGGCUCUAAGACAGGCCCUGGCCAGGGCUCAGGCUGACAACGUGAGGAUGUGCAGGCAGCAGGAUAACCAGGCUCAAUUACUGAAAGAGCUAGAACAUAGAGUGACCCAGGAAGCUCGCCACCGGCAGCAGCUGGAUUUAAUAAAAACCUCCAGCAUGGAGAAGCUCCUGGAAGAUGUGGAGCAACAAGAACAGCACCUGCAGCUCCUUACUGAAGAAGUCAAGAGGGCUUCUAAACUGGGCCAGCUCCAGCAGAGGAAAAGUCAGAGAGAACUCCACCAGAUGAGAAGCCGGCUUGCCCAGGAGCGCAGCGUGAAGAUGGACGCUUUCCAGCGUGUAGAAGAGCUGCAAAGUCAGCUCAACGACGCUGAGCAAUCAUCUGUCCAGAGGAGCUCCCCACGCGGCCUUACCUCCUGGGCUCGCUGCUCCCUAAAUUCUGCUUCCACAUCAACCAGAUACUUCCAGCAACACCUUUUAAAGACUAACCUUAUGGGCAGUAAAAUAACAAGAAGGAUUCAAAGGCCAAAGACUGUACCUAUUAAACACACAACAAGGACUGACCAUGCCUUCCUACCUAAUGUGGCAGAAACUGUUCAACUGUCAGCUUUUCAAGUUCAAACGGCUCCAUCCAGGAUCCCAUUCCGAACUGAUUGGUAAUCAUAUUUCCUUUUUCCCAGUGUUACUUCUAUGA
Molecule: messenger RNA, 8395 nt
Organism: Equus quagga
Lineage: Eukaryota; Metazoa; Chordata; Mammalia; Perissodactyla; Equidae
Exons: 47
Coding region: 1780-8361 (2193 amino acids)
Source: RefSeq, a predicted model, not a curated record